AUGGUCGGAAAUGUGACCUCUGGAUUUGGAACCAAUUCCACAACCCCGAAACCGGAUUUACCACCACCAUCACCGUAUGCCUUAUGGGUUCAAGUGGUUAUAGCAGUUAUAAUAGGAUGUUUAAUAGUGGCUACUGUUGUUGGAAAUUCUUUAGUGUGUAUUGCUGUCGGUAUUGUUAAAAGGUUACAAUCUCCCUCGAAUUUUUUAAUUGUUUCGUUGGCUGUUGCUGAUUUAUUAGUUGCGCUUCUUGUGAUGCCAUUUGCUAUGUUGCUAGAUAUAAAGGCAUCUUGGUUAAUGGGUGAUGUUGUGUGUGAUGUUUGGACAUCGCUCGAUGUUAUGCUAUGUACUGCUUCAAUUUUAAACUUGUGUAUGAUCAGUGUUGAUAGAUAUUUUGUUAUUACCAGACCUUUCCAAUAUGCCAUGAAAAGAACUCCGAAACGUAUGAGCAUAAUGAUUGCUAUAGUGUGGAUAGCUUCUGCUUUGAUAUCAAUUCCCCCAGUGUUCGGUUGGAAGGCUGAAAGAGGGCCCUAUACGUGUUAUAUUAGUCAAGAUCUGGGCUACCAAAUUUAUGCAACGCUGGGUGCCUUUUAUUUGCCUCUAACCGUCAUGAUAGUAGUGUACUUUAAAAUUUGGAGAGUGUCGUCGAGAAUUGCCAAAGCCGAAAAUCGAUCAAAAGUUGGAAGCUUUGAUAAAGGCGCUGAAUUUCAAGUUGGGCGUCAAUCUAAGGACAGUGGUGACAGUCACGUGUUACCGAAUGGAACCUUAUCUGUACCCGGCACAACCGAAGAAGAUGAAAUUCCGUUAAAAAAACAAAAUUCACGGCGACAUUUCAAUAUCAAAUCUCUGCUGCCAAAACCACAGAGAAUGAACCAUUCAAUGGAAAGCAAGGCUACAAAAACAUUGGGUAUAAUCAUGGGAGGGUUCACGCUGUGUUGGCUACCCUUUUUUAUUCUUGCUUUAGUUAGACCCUUCUGUGGCGCCAAUAGUGAGUUUUGUCACAUCCCCGACUGGUUAACAAGUGCUUUAAUGUGGUUAGGUUACUCAAAUUCUUUCUUCAAUCCUGUAAUUUAUGCUCGUUUUAAUAGAGAUUUUAGAACACCUUUUAAGGAAAUUCUGUGUUUCAGAUGUAAAGGAAUUAAUACUCGAAUGCGCUCAGAAAGUUAUGUUGAACAAUAUGGAAAAGACCCAUCGUAUAAAGACAGUCUGAAACCGCCAACGGAAACCGUGGUUCAGUACAACAGCCAUGGUCAAACUGUGGUUACCUUAGGAAAUGGUUCGGCCAAUGGACAGAGGGAGAGUAAAAUAUGA
Molecule: messenger RNA, 1308 nt
Organism: Lottia gigantea (owl limpet)
Lineage: Eukaryota; Metazoa; Mollusca; Gastropoda; Lottiidae
Exons: 1
Coding region: 1-1308 (435 amino acids)
Biological process (GO): adenylate cyclase-activating adrenergic receptor signaling pathway
Cellular component (GO): membrane
Molecular function (GO): G protein-coupled amine receptor activity
Source: RefSeq, a predicted model, not a curated record